AUGAAAGCAGCGGUUUUCUCGGGGGAUAAGCAAUCUCCAAGUGAAUUCAAGGAUUCAUUAAAUAUACCCAAAAUCAAACCCGACGAAUUACUAAUUAAGGCCAAAGCCUUCGCCAUCAACCCCACUGAUUGGAAAUCAGUUCAUAAUGGAAGCAGUUCCAAGGGUGAUAUUCUCGGCUGCGAUGUGAGUGGAGUGGUUGUUGAAGUAGGUGAGAAUGUCCCUCAUUUCGAAAUUGGUGAUUUCGUGGGGGCAUUUGUUGUUGGUAAUAUUUUCCCUCACAAUGGAGCAUUUGCUGAAUUUGUGGCUGCAAAUGCAUUUGGGUGUGUCAAGUAUGAUCUGUUGGAUGAUGGCCAAGUGGGUGGUGGUUGUGGCGAUGGUGGUGGUGGUGUUGUGAAGUCUGGUCCUAUUACUACUUUUCUUGGUGCUGCUAGUGCUACGUUGGGGUUGGUUACAAUUGGUGAUUCGUUUUCGUAUCAGUUGAAAAUUGGGGAGAGGUGUAGCGAGGGUGAUUAUAUUUUGAUAUGGGGUGGUGCCAGUGCUACUGGUAUUUUGGCUAUACAAUUGGCCAAGGCCAUUUAUGGAUUGAACGUGAUAACCACUGCGUCUAGAAAGAAUCACGAGUAUCUCAAAUCGAUUGGGGCUGAUUACGUUUUCGACUAUCAUGAUGAAGAUGUUGGGUCCAAGAUUAAGGAGAUUGGAAGAGGUAUGAUUAAGUUCGGUUUAGAUACAAUUGCACAGCCAUCUACAUUCCAACAAGUUUAUGAUGCCACUAGCGAAGCUUCUGGUGAUGUGUAUUUAGAUUCGUUGCUAUUUCUUGAUUCAAGUUCAAUCAAGUUGGAUGAAAAGAGAGAUAAUUCCAGGGUACAUUAUGGGAAAAGCUUUGCGUAUUUGGCAAUCACUGAAGCAAAGAAAACUGCCACUGGUGUAUUGUUGAAAAGACCCGAGGAUAUGUUGAAGUACUACGAGCCUUGGUGGUUUGAUGUUUUGCCUAAACACAUAAAGUCAAUAAAGCAUGCUAAUUUGAGAGUAUUGACAGAUGGGUUGAAGAGUGUUGAUGAAGGACUCAAGUUGUCGAAGGAAGGAGUGAGUAAUGAGAAAGUUGUAUUUGGUAUCUAG
Messenger RNA from Lodderomyces theae, 1116 nucleotides. Its product is annotated as zinc-binding alcohol dehydrogenase family protein. Bases 1 to 1116 code for a protein of 371 amino acids. The record is from RefSeq and is a predicted model, not a curated record. The transcript has a single exon. Gene Ontology annotation, molecular function: oxidoreductase activity, acting on NAD(P)H. NCBI's taxonomy places the organism in Eukaryota, Fungi, Ascomycota, Pichiomycetes, Serinales, Debaryomycetaceae.